UUAAAAUCUGCACUAGAAUUUAAACGAACCCACUGCUCUCUCCCAUGCAGUACACUUUCUUCUUCAAUUAGCUUACAAGUUACAACACUUGAGGCAUUGUUCCAUGCAUUUCCUUUUCUCUUCCUCGUCUAACCCCUCAAUUUUCUCUUGCAAACAAUUCUAAACAUCUUGAAGUAACUAGCUAGUAAAUUUUACAAGCAUAGAAAAAUGUCUAGCCGAAGAUCUCGUUCCGGACAAUCAUCAGGGGCUUCUAGGAUAAGUGAUGCUCAGAUUGCUGAUCUUGUUUCCAAGUUGCAACAACUUAUUCCUGAGAUUGCUAAUCGCCCCACCGGCUCUGCCCAGGUUUCAGCUUCAAAAGUGCUGCAGGAGACUUGUGAGCAUAUAAGAAACUUGCGUAAAGAAGUGAGCGAUUUGAGCGACAGAUUAUCACAACUCUUGGAGUCUAUAGACAGCAACAGUGCUCAAGCAGCUGUCAUAAGGAGCUUGCUUAUGUAAAAGAAGUAUUAUCUGAUCUUGAGUUUAUAAUUAUAUAUAAUUAAUAAUGGCUUCUGAAUUUCA
Daucus carota subsp. sativus is the source of this 558-nucleotide messenger RNA. Its product is annotated as transcription factor PRE6. Gene Ontology annotation, biological process: regulation of DNA-templated transcription; regulation of growth. The transcript is spliced from 2 exons. Gene Ontology annotation, molecular function: protein dimerization activity. The coding region runs from base 208 to 495 and encodes 95 amino acids. The record is from RefSeq and is a predicted model, not a curated record. NCBI's taxonomy places the organism in Eukaryota, Viridiplantae, Streptophyta, Magnoliopsida, Apiales, Apiaceae.